Plodia interpunctella (Indianmeal moth) is the source of this 5382-nucleotide messenger RNA. RefSeq names its product Female sterile (2) Ketel (gene Fs(2)Ket). Bases 120 to 2774 code for a protein of 884 amino acids. The record is from RefSeq and is a predicted model, not a curated record. Gene Ontology annotation, biological process: protein import into nucleus. The transcript has 11 exons. Gene Ontology annotation, cellular component: nucleus; cytoplasm. Gene Ontology annotation, molecular function: small GTPase binding; nuclear import signal receptor activity. Lineage: Eukaryota; Metazoa; Arthropoda; Insecta; Lepidoptera; Pyralidae.
AAAUUAAUUGCUGGCAACACUUUCACAUUUUGUGAAUGUUCUUCGUGUGCCGGCUCCUUUUGAUUUUUCGGUUACGAAUUGUUAAAGUUCUCAUAAUUAUAUACAUAAAGUGAAACAAAAUGCACACGGAAACUACGAUAACACUUAUACAAAUAUUAGAAAAGACUAUAUCACCAGAUCGAAAUGAGUUGGAAGCGGCAGAGAAGUAUUUGGACCAGGCUGCGGCCACCAACUUCACCACCUUCAUCAAAAUGCUGUCUGAUGUACUGGUGCAAGGUGGCAACAGUCAAGUGGCAAGGAUGGCUGCUGGACUACAGCUGAAAAACCACCUCACUUCUAAAGACCCAACUAUGAAACAGCAUUAUCAACAAAGGUGGCUGGCUCUUCCUGAAGAUAUUAGAUUAUAUAUUAAGAAAAAUAUACUCACAGCAAUAGGCACAGAAAACAGUAGACCAAGUUCUGCAGCUCAAUGUGUGGCAUAUGUAGCAGUAGCGGAACUGUCAGUGGGCCAGUGGAAUGACCUUAUCCCUAUUCUUGUAGAAAAUGUUGUUAAUGCUCAGUCAACAGAACUUAAGAAGGAAGCUACUCUGGAAGCUAUUGGAUAUAUUUGCCAGGAGAUUGAUGCAGAAGUUCUUACAGAGCAAAGUAAUCCUAUCCUUACUGCUAUAAUUCACGGCAUGAGAUCCACAGAACCCAGUACCAAUGUCCGUUUAGCUGCAACACAAGCCCUCCUUAAUUCUUUAGAGUUCACAAAGGCAAACUUUGAUAAGGAGAAUGAACGGAACUUCAUCAUGGAGGUUGUUUGUGAAGCCACACAGUCCAGUGACAUGAGGAUUAGUGUUGCUGCUCUACAAUGUUUAGUCAAAAUACUUUCCCUUUAUUAUCAAUAUAUGGAACCAUAUAUGGCACAAGCAUUAUUCCCUAUCACACUAGAGGCUAUGAAGUCUGAAAUUGAUGAGAUCUCGCUGCAAGGUAUAGAGUUUUGGUCUAAUGUCAGUGAUGAAGAAAUUGACCUUGCAAUAGAAGAGGUGGAAGCUGCUGAAGCAGGACGUCCACCAGUAAGAACCUCUCGCUUCUAUGCCAGAGGAGCUCUGCAGUACCUCGCUCCAGUUCUUAUGCAAAAGUUGACCAAACAAGAUGAUUCUGAUGAUGAAUUAGAAUGGAACCCAUCUAAAGCUGCCUCAGUCUGUUUGAUGCUCCUUUCCAACUGUUGUGAAGAUGAGAUUGUACCCCAUGUGCUGCCAUUUAUCCAGUCAAAUAUUAAAAAUGAAAACUGGAGGUACAGGGAAGCUGCACUUAUGGCCUUCGGUUCAAUAUUAGGCGGUCUGGAAGCCAGUAUUCUAAAACCUUUGGUAGAAAAUGCUAUGCCAACAUUAAUUGAAGCCAUGUACGACUCUAGUGUAGCAGUAAGAGACACCGCUGCCUGGACAUUUGGCAGAAUUUGUGAAAUAGUUCCUGAAGCAGCCAUCAAUGAGACCUAUUUGAAUCCUCUUUUAGAAAGUCUGGUCAACGGCUUGAAAGCAGAGCCGAGAGUCGCAGCGAACGUCUGCUGGGCAUUCACUGGCCUCGCGGAGGCGGCAUACGAAGCCGCAGAUUGUGAUGAUUCGAACCAGCCCAAAACUUAUUGCAUGUCCAACUAUUUCGACUUUAUCGUCCAGAGAUUGCUCGAAACGACAGAUCGCCAAGAUGCAGCCCAACACAAUUUAAGAUCGGCAGCAUACGAGGCGCUCAUGGAAAUGGUCAAAAACUCCCCGACGGACUGCUACGUCACCGUUCAGAAAACUACCAUGGUGAUUUUGGAGAGGCUUCAACAAGUGCUGCAAAUGGAGAACCACAUUUCGAGCCAGGCGGACCGCUCGCAGUUCAACGACCUGCAGAGCCUGCUGUGCGCCACGCUGCAGUCGGUGCUGCGCAAGGUGACGGCGGAGGACGCGCCGCAGAUCUCGGACGCCAUCAUGUCGGCGCUGCUGACCAUGUUCGCGGGCAACGCGGGCAAGGCGGGCGGCGUGCAGGAGGACGCGCUCAUGGCCGUCUCCACGCUCGUUGAGGUGCUCGGGGAGGGCUUUCUCAAGUACAUGGACGCUUUUAAGAGAUAUCUCUACGUCGGUCUGAAGAACCACCAAGAGCACCAAGUGUGCAUAGCGGCCGUCGGUCUCACAGGUGAUAUUUGUCGAGCUCUGAAAAGUAAGGUGUUACCUUACUGUGAUGAGAUUAUAUGCCUUCUGUUGGAAAAUCUCGGAGAUCCAUCCAUACAUCGUUCUGUGAAACCGCAAAUAUUAUCUGUAUUUGGAGAUAUUGCACUCGGCAUAGGCCCAGAUUUUGCUAAAUAUUUUGAUGUAGUAAUGACAAUGUUGCUGCAGGCCAGCAAUGCGCAAGUAGAUCGCAAUGAUUACGACAUGGUGGAAUAUUUAGGAGAACUCCGUGAGAGUGUACUUGAAGCAUAUACUGGUAUUAUUCAAGGAUUGAAAGGAUCUGGUGGAGAAAUCCGCACGGACGUGGCGCUGGUGGAGCCGCACGUGCCCGCCAUCGUCAGCUUCAUGACGCUCGUGGGCAGCGAGCCCGAGCGCACCGACGGACACAUGUCCGUCAUCGCCGGCCUCACCGGCGACCUCUGCACGGUUUUCGGCCACCGCGUGCUGCCGCUGCUGGAGACGCGGCCGCUGCUGGACCUGCUGCAGGCGGCGCGGCGCUCACGCACGCCCCGCACUAAGACUCUCGCCAACUGGGCCACCAAGGAGAUCCGCAAGCUCAAGCAGCAGCCGCUCACUAGCUGAUUUAAAACGCCGCAACACAGCACUGAUGUAACUCAGUUUCAGACAACUUAUUGCUGGUAAACUCAAUAACAUUGGCAGGUCAUAUCAUGUUAAUCAUAAGUUGCUGGGUGCAUAUUGUUUUAUAGCCAUAUCAUUAUUUUAUUACUUUUUAUUUUAAUAUGCUACAAUUAAAGCUAAAAUUUAAUGCAUUCUCAAUUAGUUAAUAUUCGUAAUUUGUUUUUUUUUUUUAAGAAAGAAGAAUUGUGUAUUAUUUUGUAUUGCGUUGUGUAAUAUGGCGAAAUGCGUGCACCUAUCGCAACAUUCUUGAAAUUAUUUAGUAUGCCUGACCAUAUUCUUUCUGUAUUGUCUUGAAAAGUCGAAGCAUUUUUUCUUAUUUGGUAUUAUAAAUACAGACAGUGGCUGUGGUAUCUUUACUUAUGUGAGAUAAGUGAUAGUUUGAAAGAGGAUCUUAUGGAAGAUGACGUAUGUUAUUUUAGGCAUGCACAUGUGCAAGGGAUUUUGAAUUUUAUAAAUUAUUAUUAUGUUUUGUAAGUAAUUUGAAAGGGGUUGUGAUUGGCCAGGUAUGAAUGAUAUGAUGAAUGUAUGAACACAGAUGUUUUGUAACUUAGGCAUGUGUCUUAAAGAGAGUUGGUGUAUUGUAAGAUUCCGUAACGUUAAUUCGAGACUGAAGGACGCCAUAUUGGUGACUAAUGCUAUUUGUUCAUCACAAUGCAUUCCUCUAUGUAAUAAUUGUGUCUUACUCUGCCGUCCAGAAAGAUUAUACUUCUGAAUUAAGAAAUAACACCGAAAGAAAUUUCUUGACUACUGGCGGUAUAACACUUGUAACAUAAACUACGUGUGCGCACCUAGUCUCAAAAUGAUAAGACUAUUCCCUUUUUAUAUACUACGAAAUAUAAAUAUCGAACUCUAUAUUACUUUAACGAAUGCCAGUUUUUGUGAUGAAUAAACAAGUAUGCCUUUGUUCUCGGUGUUACAUUUAUUGUACAUAUGUAAUUAAAGGUCUUUUAUGUUACAAUGUUUUAAAGGAACUCGUAAUGGCUACGGGAAAAUAUUGAAAAAGGAAGCGAAAUACAUAUAGCUAUAUCUGCCGUAAAUUCAAACAUUAUAACUCCGUAAACUUUACGGAACUUAUUAUAAAAUCACGUUUUUAAGAUGCGGCAUCGACAUAAUUAUGCUACAAUUAAGAUUUCAUGAAUUACAACCAUCAGUGAAAUACGAUAGACAAGCAUUGUGGUCUACAAAACUAUUCAUUAGUGUGUUAAUGCUGAAGUUGUGAUGCUCAAAAGAGCCAACAAGGUCCAACAUAACUAUUACUUAUACUGUAAUCUUUAAUUCCAAUUUAUAACAUUUACAGUUGCCCCCUUAUCCAUAUCUAUACUAAUAUUAUAAAUGCUAAAGUCUGUCUGUCACGCUUUUACAUCUAAAACGCUGGGCCGUUUUUAAGGAAAUCUUAAUAAUAGAUAUAGUUAAUGACCCGAGGUCAAACACAGGUUAGGCUACCGCGAGCGGAACUGCGUGCAACUUCUAAUUCGUUAUAAAACUUUAAUGUCGUGAUCGUGAGUGACUACAUAAAUGCCUACGAAUUAUCCAUAUUUUCCCUCAUUCCAACCUGAAUGCGGUGCUAAUGCAUCUUACUCCUAUAUUUCACAGACGUUUUUCCUAAGAUGCAAAUAAUGUUUAUGGGACUUCUUUUAGGUAAAUGUGAGUCGCUGCGAUUUUACACAUACAAAAUAUUGAGGAUCUUUAUUGCAAACGAGUUUUUGCAAUAAACUGCGACACGGCGUAAUUGUGUUUUGUUUAUUGACGCCAGAAUUACAUAGAUUUAAGAAAUUAAACUGGAUUUAAUUAUGCAUAAAUAAUCACUUGAAAACCAAUUUAGUAGCAUAAAUAAAAGAUGGCGAAAAUGAUAAAGAUAAUAAAAGUUUAUCAUUGCCGGGUGACUCUCACCCGUAAUGGUAAUAUGAAUUUGAUGAUAGAUCUAAUAAUAUAAUUAUUGCAAAACCGUAAAAAUGGAUUGAUACGUAUCACUGGAUAUUGAUUUAUUUGAGAGAUACAUUUCGCGAAUAUGCUUUAAAUCUUCUGCUUAUUUUUUUAUGAUACUUUGCAUUUUUUUAUUGUUGCUCUGAAUAAUAUGUGGUAUUAUUUAAUUUUGUCACAUAAGUGGUUUUCAGAAAUAACUUCAGGAAUUCGAAAUAAACUUUCUGUGUCUAGUCUGUGAGCAUCACUGACAGGUAUGAUGUUUGCGCGAAUUAUGCAAGAAUAUUUAUGAGAAGUGUAUCGUUAACUUUUUUACGUUACAUAACAGUAUAUUCCAAUAUGUUUGUCAACAGUGUAGGAUAUUAGAUAGAUUCCGGAGUGUUAUAUGUAUGCAUAUUAUAUUUAUAUAUAUUACUUCUAUUAAGUGUGAUAGGAGACUGUGUGAGGACUAGUGCCAUGCCAUGAAAGGUUCUGAAUUAGAAUCAUAGGCAUCGAGUCGAUGAAUACCACCCACUUUUCCUGCGCGAAUCGUAAAUCAAUUAAAAUUAUUUUAUUACGCCCUUUUUUCCUUUCAUUUUACAACAACUACUUUCUGUAAACUGUUCUUUUAAUAAUAACACAUUUAGACGUU